AUGGGUACAGGCGAUGGAGAAACGAAACUUCAACGAAUCAAGAAAGGCGAUGUACCUGGUAGAGAUGGUUUGGUAGUACAACUGGACGAAGUGACGCAGCUCAUGAGCGGCCAGUCGGUUCAGUUCAGCCAGAAGAAUUACGUAGUCCAGGUGUCUGAGGCGGCCGCCCCGGGCACCAUACUUCUACUACAGGCAGUUUCUCCCCAUGAGGAGGCGGCCGUGCUCUACAAGCUUGUGAGCGACAGCGCUUCCCCUCUUUUUCGAGUGGACCCUCAGUCAGGCGCCCUGCAGCUGCUUGGUCCCCUCGACUUCGAGUACCAAACUCAGCACAACCUGACGGUGAUAGCAACGAGCAAGGAUGAGAUCGGCAGCAACGAAGCUCACGUGACAGUCGAGGUGCUUGACGCCAACGAUCACUCGCCAGUCUUCGCCGUCCAGCGACAUGAGGCGCAAAUAACUGAAGAAGAUAACCACAACUUGCCCAGGCCCGUAUUUACGGUCACAGCUACUGAUGGAGACAAGGGAGAGUGGGGAGUGCUGCGGUAUUCUAUUUCUGGGGACGGUACCGCAGCUUCUGAUAACUUCCCAAGCUCCGAUCAUUUCCCCGGCAUGAAGAUCUCAGCCGCAUCCUCCUCGAUCGAAUAUGGCCCCAAGCGACGAGGAAAAAUGCACCGUGACGGAGCCGCACAGCAUAAACCGAAUACCGAGCGCAGAGUUGCGACUUUGUUUAUGAAGAACGAAGGACAUUACCGGUCGCCACCUCUCCUGGAUCCAGGAGGUGUAGCAGUGAAUGGUGCCAAUGCAUCCAUAGCGAGUCAUCAAAUAGAUCUAAAUAGCCAUAUACUAGCUGUAAAUAGUGACUCAAGUGCAAUAAACAGAACGAAUAUAGCUGGAAAGGUCCGGUUUUCUACUUAUAAUAUCCCAGAAUCAGCCGUACACAAUUCUAAUAGAGUUGUAGAAGGCCUUUCUAAGACAUUGCAUAACACAGUCCCCAGUGAAGGCAAUCAUAACUUUUCUUCUAUAGAUCCAGAUUUACUUUCGGAAAAUGAACAUUUUCAUGACACUCAUUCAUCGAAGAAGAGAAAAGAAGCUGCCUUCAUAAUUGAUCCGGUCACAGGCACCAUAAACGUCAUGCAGCCCCUAGAUCGCGACCCGCCUCACGGGCGUGCAACGUGGCGCUUGGUGGUGACCGCGUCAGACGGGGAGCUGCAAGCCGACACCGAAGUUGUGGUCAACCUCAAAGACAUUAACGACAACGCACCCGUGUUUCUUACUGCACGUGUCGAGGCUACGGUUAUUGAGAACUCUCCUAGCGGCACGCCUGUAGUCACGAUAACAGCCGAAGACUUCGACGACAAGAACGAAGGGUCCAAUUCUAAGCUGAUUUACUCGCUGCAAAAGAAUGCUGUGGACGAAGAAACUGGCCUGGCAAUUUUCACCGUCAAUGCUUCGACAGGCAGCAUCAGCACAGCCAUGUGUUGUCUGGACAGAGAACGUGCGAGUCAUUACAGCCUAACUGUUGCUGCUACAGAUGGAGGUGGAUUGCAAGGCUCCUGUGAAGUUUUGGUGUUAGUGGCGGAUGAGAACGACGUUCCUCCGCGGUGGGGGCGAGCGGAGUGGACAGUCGAGGUUACCGAGGGCGCGCCCCUCGACCAGGUUCUCGCAACCCUCACUGUUAAGGACCCCGACACCCGCAACAGUUUGGCCUACAGGGUAGCUCCGGAUAGUGGGAGGGGCUGGCAGAUGGUGAAAAUAGAAGGGCGAACAGCUGGUGAUGGCGCUGAGCUCAGGAGUCUGGUUCCUCUUGAUUAUGAAAACCCUGACCUAAAGGACGGCUUGAGAUUCCAAGUUCAAGUCACCGAUCAGGGAACGGAUGCAUGGGAGAACAAGUACAGGGUGGGCGAAGCGACCGUCAUAGUGCGCAUAUUAGACGUUAACGACAACGCUCCUUCAUUCGAAAAUGUACAGCAAAGCGUGCGGAUCAGCGAAGACGCGCAUCUUGGAACGGUGGUGGCAAAAGUGCCUGCCUUCGAUCUGGACGAGAACAGGAAUGGCUUGGUUCGCUACAGCCUCGCUGGUAGGAGAGGAUCGAGUCCUCACUUCGGCAUCGACCACACAGGGACCAUCAGGACCAUCGGCCUAGUGGACAGAGAGGCCAUCAGCAAGCACAGCCUAGUGGUUCAUGCCACUGACCACGGAGUGCCGCCACGCCAGUCGUCCGCUACUGUAACUGUUGAAAUCGACGACGUGAACGACAACGCCCCCAUCUUCACGGGUCCCACGUACGUGAACGUGCACAGAAAAAACAUCGAUGGCUUCACGAGUUUUUUUAACCUGACCGACCCCGACGACUGGAGUGUUGGCCAUGGACCUCCUUUUUCCGCCCAGCUUGAUCCAAGGGCUCCCAGCUUCAUAAGAAAGGCCGUCAGUGUCACCUAUAAGAGAGACUCCGCGGGCGGCGUAGGCAGCAUAAAAAUAAAGCGCCGCCUCGACAUGGACGCGCCGGCGUCGUUGGUGGUGCCGGUGCUGACAGUUGACGGGGGGCGGCCCGCCAUGACAGGCACCGUGUCCCUCACCAUCGCCGUCGUCAGCGAGGACAGCCCCAUAGCUGUCAGGGACGUCACUCUUGUUGUUCUCAACUCUGAGAUGGAAAUCGGACAAGCCAUUCCUCUAGGCUCAGUUUCCUCAAAAGAGUCUAAAGCAGAAUAUUCUUGGUCGAGGUCCCACAAGUAUUUUGUGCUGGACAAAAGAUCAGGAAACUUGUUUGCUGAAGCUGCUACUCCUUCUGGCAGCUACGGUCUGAGCAUCGCUAUUUAUGAGCCGCCUGCGCCUGACGUGCAGGCGAGCCUCAACGUGGCCGUGGGGCGGCAGGCGAGGCACCAGGCGCUCCACAGCACGCCUAUAGAUGUCGCGGCUAAACCCGCGGCGUUGAUCGACACCACGCAGACUGGCACUUCACUUCUCAAUGCACUCGAGGUGACUCUCACUCGACUAAGAUGGCGCGCAAGUCACGGAUUCUCUUUGAAUUUGACAGCCGCUGAAUUUUUGACUCAUGAACCCAGGACUCCCUCGGUUAAAGUUGUAUCGCUAGAAGGAAUCCGACAAAACUCAGACGAACAUGUCUCCAGAGUCUGGCUCGCAGACUCUACCAAAACGUCUUUAGAAUUGUUUGUCGCUUUGAAUAAAGCACAGAUAGAAGAGCACCUCGGGCUGAGCAUUCUGGGGUCUGGGAUGAGCAGAGCAGGCACUCUAGACUGCGGCAGGUCUUGCGAAUGUUGCUGCAGUCCCCGCACGGUCUUGUCUGAAGGCUACUCAAUAACUCAGACUCUGACUGCCACCUUUGUCGGUCCGAUCCUGAGCCUAGACUCCAAUUGCAAAUGCAUAAGUAAUUCGACGGCCAGUGAAGUGAACCCAACAUUGGACGAUCAGAUUGGCGGAACAUCAGGUUUAUCUCCCAGGCUUGCAGGCGAGCAAUCCUUGAACGAUCAAAGGCAAGAAGGGGCGGCGACCCGAGCGCCUUAUGCUCACGCUAUGAGGAACAAGCGCGUCAACGGAAAACUUGUUGAUUGCAAUGAAAAUACCUGCCUUAAUGGAGGCAAGUGCCUGCCUUCAGCUCCUGGAUACAAGUGCGUCUGCCCGGACCACACGAUUGGGCCUCGUUGCAAAAUCCUGACUCGGCACUUUGCCGGGAGCGAUGCGAGAGGCUCUGGGUCAUGGCUUUGGCUUCGACCUUUAAACCCUUGCUCAAAACUUCAGCUACGCUUCUUUUUACUCACCGACUCAAAGAAUGGAACCGUACUCUCCAGUGUUGAGAAACAGGGAAAUAGGAGAGUGGGUCUGGUACUUCAACUAACAGAAGGAAAGCCGCUUUUUCGUUUGUCCCUCAACUCGGCCGCUGUUGACGUGAGCGUCAAUACUUCUCUAGCAGACCUACGGUGGCAUCGUGUGGACAUUUUCUGGCGAAAUAAGACAGUUGAGAUGAUCAUCGACAACUGCGUAGGACAGCCCCCUGAAAAUACAACAGAAGAAGACCGCGGUCCCGGCCUAGAAGAAGACCGCGGUCCCGGCCUAGAAGAAGACCGCGGGCCCGGCCUGGCCAAACAAUUCUACUGCAGAAAUGCUGUGCACGCGCAAGAUUUGACUGGACAACUCAACACAAGAGGCGCGCCUUUGCAACUCGGAGCCAUGGACGCAAGUUCCAGUGAUGCAUUGCACGAGAAUAAUGGUGAUAAACAAUCCUACUUCAAAGGAUGUCUCAGGAAUAUACGACUCAAUGGAGAGCUUAUAGCCACGAGCGCCGCAUGUCCUCUCAGGUUCGGCAACGUCCUGGAGCUGACAGCAGACGACGGCGACAGGGAGCUCCAGAGGCUGUCACAGGAGGAAGAAAUGUCAUCACUCGCCGCUCCUAUGCAGUGGCGGGAUGAACAUUUGUGGGGAGCGGAUGCUCCUCAUCCUGGCGGUAAAUCUCCCAGAUCCGUUGGCGAGAAGCCCGUCAUUCACACGAAUUUCAAAGAAGGCUGCCUGGACGACGUGCGUGUAAGCGGUCGACGGCUGCCGAUGCCCCCGGCCCUGAACGCCACCCGCUGGGGGGCCGUGGAGGCUGCGCUGGACCUGGCGUCGGGGUGCGUGCCACCUUCAGCCUGUGUCAACGUCACCUGCUCUCCGCCCUACAAAUGCCUGGAUACUUGGAAGCAGUUCAAGUGCGGCUGCGGCGAGGGCUUCCAGCUUAGUCCCGACGGCUCCUCCUGUCUGGAUGUGGACGAGUGUCGCUACGAGCCUUGCCUCAACUUCGCCUCGUGCUCAAACUCUGUGCCAGGCUACCACUGCUCCUGCACUAGCGGCUACGCAGGCCACAACUGUGAGCAGCAGGCCGGACCCUUGGCCUUCCCCCUAGGCGGCCUGCCUGUCCUGCUGGCCUUCACCUUCUCCCUCGCUACUGUCUUAGGUUUGCUGGCGAUUGCAGUGUCAACUUAUUUUUUAAGGCGCCGGAAACUCGAACUCAAGACAACGUCAGUCGACGGAACAGCAA
Messenger RNA from Hyalella azteca, 5029 nucleotides. RefSeq names its product putative neural-cadherin 2. The transcript is spliced from 27 exons. Lineage: Eukaryota; Metazoa; Arthropoda; Malacostraca; Amphipoda; Hyalellidae. Gene Ontology annotation, molecular function: cadherin binding; calcium ion binding. The annotation marks the transcript as partial. Gene Ontology annotation, cellular component: plasma membrane; catenin complex. Gene Ontology annotation, biological process: homophilic cell-cell adhesion. The record is from RefSeq and is a predicted model, not a curated record.